AUGCAACGCCGUGCGGCUGUUACCGGCCUCAGUUAUAUGCGUCGCUGCUCAGCGUCUACUGGAUUGCAUUAUAACUUAAUUUCUGAGCAUCAAAUUCGGCCUUGGACUCAGCAUAAGGUAGCACUUGCGUCUGACAAAAGGAGCUUUUCCAGUUCGCCUUUUUGGUGUAAAAAGAAGGACAAGACGAAAGCUACAUCUGGUGCAGAUUCUGGGAAGCCGCUGCCAAAAGUAGGCGCAAGUUCUGAAGACCCGCAUGAUUUUUCACAGCUGCAUGAUGGCAUAGCGGCUGCCCUGUCUCGACUCAGAGACGAGCUCUCUAAGAUGCGUGUGGGGGGGAGGUUUAACACCGCAUCAAUUGAGAGUCUUCGUGUGCAGCUGAACAAGAGCAGCAAGCAAUCGAUUAAGCUGGGCGACCUUGCCCAAGUUGUUCCUAAGGGUGGACGGAUGGUGACUAUCUUGGCAUCUGACGAAGAUCAUGUGAAGCCCAUUCGAUCGUCAAUAAUUUCCUCCAACUUGUCGUUAACUCCGCAAGCCGACCCUCACAAUUCUCUUCAGCUCAACGUCACGAUCCCCCCACCGACUAAAGAGUCUCGGGAUCAAACGAUCGCUCUGGCAAAGGCAGCAAUGGAGAAAGCUGCCGGUGCCGUCCGUGAUUCACGCAGUGCUGUACAUAAACGUCUUCAGGAUUUGCAGAAAAAGAAGAUUGCCAGGCCAGAUGACGUUCGGAAGGCCCAAGAACAGAUGGAAAAGCUUGCAGAGAAAGGUCAGAAGGAAGUGAAGGAACUGUUUGAGGCUACAAGGAAGGCUAUGGAGCGGGCGUAA
Messenger RNA from Aspergillus luchuensis, 822 nucleotides. RefSeq names its product ribosome-recycling factor. The record is from RefSeq and is a predicted model, not a curated record. Gene Ontology annotation, cellular component: mitochondrion. The transcript has 2 exons. Lineage: Eukaryota; Fungi; Ascomycota; Eurotiomycetes; Eurotiales; Aspergillaceae. Gene Ontology annotation, biological process: translation. The coding region runs from base 1 to 822 and encodes 273 amino acids. Gene Ontology annotation, molecular function: ribosomal large subunit binding.